AUGGAGUUCGCCGAGCGGCGCACGCGGCUCAUCCAGCAUCUUCUCCUUGCGCGGCGCCGGCGCCGGCACCUCCGGCCGCGCAGCAAGGGCGAGACCCAGCUCGGCCGGGGGGAUGUUCUCUUUGCCGCGGCCGGCGGCGUCAGCCUUGCGCUCGUCGUCGCUGAUGUCCAGCACGCAGGUGGAGUGCUGCAUGAGGUUGGUGAGCUCGUCCUGCUCGGAGUCGACGUGGAUGUCGAAGGCCCACGACGCGGGGGUGGCUUUAGCGCUCGCGGAGGCCUUGGGCUUCCCGCCGGACAGCGCGGUGGCGAUGGAGAAAGGGCGUUUGACGGUCCUGCGGGAUGCCGGGGCGGAGGCGGUUUUGGCAAUGGUGGAGCGACGGGGGGAGGGGCGCACCGACUGAGGGGAGCGGCCCAUGGGCUUGAUGGGCGCGGGCGAUUUGCAUGGGGCGGUCGUCGCCGUCUGCAAUGGCUUGCGCGGCGUGGUCGGAAUGGUGGUGGUGGUGGUGGUGGUGGACUUGCGCGGCGGCGGGUUAGCCGCGACGGUGGUCAGGGCCAUGCGCGAGGCCUUGAUGGGCUUGGUCGGGCCGUGGGCCUUGAGGGAGUCGGUGUCGUCGGCGUCCUCGUCGCAGCCGCGUUUGCGUUUGGCGGCAAGACGCGUGACAGGGUCGAUGUUUUCGGCGUCCAUGACGGACAGCGGUUGUCUCUUGGAUGCGAGAAGGCCUGA
Molecule: messenger RNA, 723 nt
Organism: Aspergillus terreus NIH2624
Lineage: Eukaryota; Fungi; Ascomycota; Eurotiomycetes; Eurotiales; Aspergillaceae
Exons: 1
Coding region: 1-723 (240 amino acids)
Source: RefSeq, a predicted model, not a curated record